UUUGUUCCGGGAAAGUCAUUUAAUGUCCACCGUAAACCUUACAGCCUUGCUUAUUCUCUUCCAUAGCUUCAUUCCAAUUUUGACUCGGUACAAUCUUGGCACACAAAGCUUGGUAUAUCAAGACUCGAGCAAGGGUAAGGAUUCGUUAGCAUCGACGAAAAUCACACUCAUAAAAUGACUCCAACCCACCUUUCUGGUCCCCUCGUGCUCUUUCUCCUGCUCGUAGUCACGGCCCUCGCAACCGUAACCAGAUACAGCGUCCCCAUACCAGCAGGAACCCUCAUCCUGCAGACCCGCCAGCAGCUCAACGACAUGGCAGCCGCCUACUCAAUGGGGACCUUGGAUGAUCGCAACGGCGGCUAUUACCUACUCGACCACGACGGCGAAGUCCUGGCCGUGGCAGCAGAUGGCUUGUGCGCAGAGCUCGACGUUUCGAUGAGAUCGGCGAGAAGAGUCCACGAGCAGCGCUCGCGCCCGGAUUCAUAUAGCGGAGAGUUCCAGGAGGUUACCCUCCAGAGCCAUGAGGGACAACUAGGGAGAAGCGAUGAGCACUCGUGUUCUCAUCCUCGUUGUUAUACGCAUGCGCUGUGUGAAACUUAUAGUGAUUGCUUUGUAUGCUCCUCGAAUCAUCAUUGGUGUUACUAAUGCUGGGGGAUUCGUUGGGAAAGCUGUGAGAUUUAGAAUUGGCUUGGGGAGAAUUUACGCUGGAUAGGGUUUGCUUACUUGUCUCUAGCGUUUCAUGCGCAACACGCAUUCAUACUCUUGCUUCUGGGGACAACUACUGGGGAGUUGCAUCUAACGUAGAUUCCUACGUUUUUAUCUUGUCCUUUCUUGCCAUCUGUGAUGCAAAUACCGUUAGCUACGUGAGGUGAAGUUGCAGGGUAUAACUGCGGCCGUUGACAGUCUCAGUGAUUUUUUUUCGGUAUCGAUUCCAUAAGACUCCACAUUCUAGUUGUGAAUAACAUCUCG
Molecule: messenger RNA, 969 nt
Organism: Aspergillus pseudonomiae
Lineage: Eukaryota; Fungi; Ascomycota; Eurotiomycetes; Eurotiales; Aspergillaceae
Exons: 2
Coding region: 175-645 (156 amino acids)
Source: RefSeq, a predicted model, not a curated record